AGACAGCUUCUAGUCCUCUUCUCGAUUACUUUGUGAUAUUCGAUACUAUCUAGGCACCACGAAGUCCCGAGCACACCGUGUGCAAGCAUGAGCUGCAUGUAUAGCAAACAAAGUAUAAACUCAAGGUGACUGGCUGUUUGCCUUGGCUUUCACCUUCACCUUCACCUCCGCACGCAUAUCGCUAUCCGGUUGCGCCUCUCCCGUGUUUACAUUGUUGUUAACCGUCCAGCCUCGCACUUUCUAGAACACCAACAGCAGCCGCCUCGCCCAAGUUACCAUUCAACUGCAAUAGUCGCGCCGUCUUCAUUUCGAUCUGAAUGCCGCCUUUCGGCCUCUACACGGUGGCACGACAUCACCAGUAUGGUGGGUCGGCACCACUGGCGCGUCCCGUGUUCAAUAGCAUGGACUUCCAAGAUACGUCUCCGGGGCCAGCAGCGACUGUCGACAGUGACGCGGUCCAGCCGGUGAAUGAGACCGAGCGUGGAGACGACAAGAUGCGUGAAAAGAAGGAGAAGAAGAAAAAGAAACACUCUCUCAAUGCGGAGGGCGAGAAGGUCACGAAGAAGUCGACGGUGCCUACAGCUCCCGCGAGUGCGACGCCUGCUCCAUCCAGCUCCAAGAGCACAAAAGACAAGGAUGGGAAGAAAGAGAGCAGCACAAAUGACGCGCACGCGUCUGAGAAGAAGCGCAAGAGAGAGAGCAAAGUACACGCAGACACGCCGACUACUGCACGUGGUGAACUGGUCAAUGCCGGCUCUGUUCUCGGUGGCGCUUUCUUGCAGGGCUUGAAGUCGUCCAUGGGUGAUCUCUCGGCCAGUUUUGGCCAUCCAGCUCAGCCGGUCCAGACUGAUGAAAAGCCAUCGAAGAAGAGGAAGUCGAGCAGCAAGGCCGAGCAGGGAAAAACCAUCGACAAGAUCAGCGAAGCAGCUCCAAAUGGCACGAAUAACGGCAUCCCCCCUGGCGAGAGUGUCAAGAAGAAGCUGGGCAGACCUCGUAAGAGUACGCUCACACAGGCUUCUGACAGCCCAGCUAAGGCUCCAGCACCGUCAGUCACGUCUCCCUAUGUAUCCGAGCCAAAGCACACGCCCAUUCCGCUUCCGCAGAAGUCGCCCUCUCGACUUGCUACUGUUGCCACUGAGACGAGGCAAAAGCAGGCAAAGCCCAGUCGUCAGGACUCCGAGAUUCUCGUCGCCGAGACGCCGCCAUCUCAGCUACCCAGGACGCCGUCUGGCUUUCUCAGCUCACCCGUUCCAUUCAGUCUCUCCAAACCCGCGACGAGUGGGCGUAGCAAGUCCAAGAAAGGUCCCACCGUCCACCUCUCUCCAUCAACAUCGGAAGAAGGUCUCUCGAAAGGCACAAAUGUCAGCAGUGGAAACCACGCCUCCCUCACCUCGUCGAACCUCCUCCGCUACACACAGCCGCUGAACGAUGAGCCCAAGCCCCGCCCUCGCGGCCGCGCUGCAUCCGUCGCUACCUCCACCACGUCGAGCGCAUCGUCCAUGAGCAUCGUCGAAGCCCCCCGCGUCACAAAGCCGUACUCGCGCUCCGGCGCCGAAAUCGACCCCUUCACCGAGCCUGAAGCCACGAAGAAGAAGAAAACGAAGCACCGCGAAACGCACGACGAAGCCACCACGCAGGAGUUCACCGCCAAGUUCAAAGCCAGCCAGCACACGGUCAACUUCACCGACGAGCACGACUACGCGACAACGUACCUCACCUGGCGCGCGCAAAGCGCCGCCUCCGCCCCGCUGCCCUGCCUCAACAAGGCAACAGGCUGCAACGCCAAGCGCGAGCAAAUGCUGCGUCUGAGCCGCGAAGACAGUGCAUCGUCGCACCUGCUCUCGCUCCUCGUCGCGACAGACACGCACGCGCGCGCCCUCGCCGACGCAUCCGCGCGCUGCGCAAAGGCAGACGACCUCCUCGCCCUCGCCCUCGCAGCGCGCGUGCCCGUCCCACUCGGCAGAAUCGAGGGCACAUGGCGCCUGUUCUGCCCGCAGUACAGCGCGACGCACGAGGACAAGUACGGCUUCGGGCAGCGCACGCUGGCCAUCUCGCCCAUCGCAGGCUCCCCAGACACAGCGACGACGUGCACGGCGCGCCUGCGCAUCCCCCCGCGCUCCAUGGCGUACGCGAUUCUGCCGUUCCGCGCGCCGCCCCACGCGAGUUUCCGGUCUACUACGCUCACCACGAGCGUCGAGGGGUACAAGGUCGACGUCGUGUUUCUCGGAAACGGGUAUCUCCGGCUCAGGAUGGAUCUGCACUUGUUGCUGCUGGGCAAGCCGAUGGAGGGCGGUCCCGGGGGGCAGGCUAGGUUCAUGGAGUUUGUUGGCGUGCAUGAUCGCGCGGUGCGGUGGGCGGAGGAGAAGGAUGAGUUGGAGGAGGAGGGACGCAGGCUGUUUGCUAAGUAUGAUGGGGGCGUUGUGGAGGACUGAGAAGGGAGCUGCUCUACCGCUUUGAAUGUUCAGUGAGUGAAGUGAUUGAAUGGUUGAAGGAGAUUGACUUGGACUUGGAUCUUGGAUCUUGGAUAUAUCCGAGCUCACACCUAUCUGUUGCAUUUCCGGUUCAGCUCAGUCCAGCUCAGCUCAGCUCAGACCGGUCGGUCGUUCGUUCGAGCAGCCGUUGACAAACAUACUUCCAUAACAAACAUUACAUACGCGCGCUAGUAGAGGGAGUCAAACGACACCGACUACUCCAUUCGCGCCCGACUCCCUCUAGCGGAUUAUAUGCAACCCACACGAUGCAAUUGCUUUAGUAAUUAAACUACUUAAAAUCAUGCCG
This is a messenger RNA of Cucurbitaria berberidis CBS 394.84, 2778 nucleotides long. RefSeq lists its product as uncharacterized. The transcript has a single exon. Bases 318 to 2432 code for a protein of 704 amino acids. The record is from RefSeq and is a predicted model, not a curated record. Lineage: Eukaryota; Fungi; Ascomycota; Dothideomycetes; Pleosporales; Cucurbitariaceae.